UGCUCAAAACCUCAUCCCAGCACCCAGCUCUGUGUUUGGCACACAACAGGUGCUCAAUAAGGUGUGAACGACUAGCAGGUAUUACUUUUCAAAACUGUGAGGGGCUGGUUUAGCAAUGACAGGGAGACGGGUUUUGCACCCCGCCGCCCGCCUGGCUCCACCUCUAGCCUGUCAGGUCCCGCCACCGGCGUUUCCGCCUCUGCCGCCUCGCGGCGCGGAGUGUCUGGCGCCCGUCCUGCAGCCCUGGCGCUCUGCUCGGCGGCCCGGGGCCGCCUCACCCGCACUGGCGAGGGGAGGGGAGGGGACCAGACUCGUCUGGGAACUGGCCUGGGCCGCUCCUGCCUGGGCCUCUGCCCGCUUCCUGCGCCUCCCUCCAGCCUCCCGCAGCCUCCCCCAUCAGGGUCUGCUCUGGGACCUCGGAGGCCCAGUCGCUGAGCCUCGCCCCACGGACCUGCUUCUCCGACGUCCCCAGCAGGCUCCCCGGCCGCGGCUCUGCGAGCUGUUGGGUCCUGAGCGCCCCACCACUUUGGGCCUGGCCUCCGUGUUCUCCAACCGUGCAUCCCGGAAGUCGGCCUCACGCACUGAGAACAACAUGGCAGAGGACGAGGGCUACCGGAACCCCACGGAGGUGCAGAUGAGCCAGCUGGUGCUGCCCUGCCACACCAACCAGCGCGGCGAGCUGAGCGUCGGGCAGCUGCUCAAAUGGAUUGACACCACCGCCUGCCUGUCUGCGGAGAGGCAUGCUGGCUGCCCCUGCGUCACAGCCUCCAUGGACGAUAUCUAUUUUGAGCACACCAUUAGUGUUGGACAAGUGGUGAAUAUCAAGGCCAAGGUGAACCGGGCCUUCAACUCCAGUAUGGAGGUGGGCAUCCAGGUGGCCUCCGAGGACCUGUGCUCUGACAAGCAGUGGAGCGUGUGCAAGGCCUUGGCCACCUUUGUGGCCCACCGGGAGGUCUCCAAGGUGAAGCUGAAGCAGAUCACGCCGCGGACCGAGGAGGAGAAGACAGAGCACAGCGUGGCAGCCGAGCGCCGGCGCAUGCGGCUGGUCUACACAGACACCAUCAAGGACCUCCUGGCCAACUGCGUCAUUCAGGAUGAUCUGGAGAGCAGAGACUGUAGUCGUAUGGUGCCAGCCGAGAAGACCCGAGUGGAGAGUGUGGAGCUGGUCCUGCCCCCACACGCCAAUCACCAGGGCAAUACUUUUGGGGGCCAGAUCAUGGCCUGGAUGGAGAACGUGGCCACCAUUGCAGCCAGCCGUCUGUGCCAUGCCCACCCUACGCUGAAGGCCAUUGAGAUGUUCCACUUCCGGGGCCCGUCCCAGGUUGGGGACCGUCUGGUGCUGAAGGCCAUCGUGAACAACGCUUUCAAGAACAGCAUGGAGGUGGGCGUGUGUGUGGAGGCCUACCGCCAGGAGGCCGAGACCCAGCGGCGGCACAUCAACAGUGCCUUCAUGACCUUUGUGGUCCUCGAUGCAGAUAACCAGCCUCAGAUGCUGCCCUGGAUUCGGCCCCAGCCUGGGGAUGGCGAGCGGCGGUACCGAGAGGCCAGUGCCAGGAAGAAGAUUCGCCUGGACAGGAAAUACAUUGUGUCCUGUAAGCAGGCGGAGAUGCCCCUCUCUGUCCCCUGGGACCCUAGCAACCAGGUGUACCUGAGCUACAACAACGUCUCCUCCCUGAAGAUGCUCGUGGCCAGGGACAACUGGGUGCUGUCCUCAGAGACCAGCCAGGUCCGCCUGUACACUCUAGAGGAGGACAAGUUCCUCUCCUUCCACAUGGAGAUGCUGGUGAACGUGGACGCCGCCCAGGCCUUCCUGCUCCUCUCAGACCUCCGUCGGAGGCCGGAAUGGGACAAGCACUACCGGAGCGUGGAGCUAGUGCAGCAGGUGGACGAGGAUGAUGCCAUCUACCACAUCAUCAGCCCCGCCCUCGGUGGUGACCCCAAGCCCCAGGAUUUUGUGAUCCUGGCCUCUCGGCGGAAGCCUUGUGACAACAGGGACCCCUAUGUCAUUGCGAUGAGGUCAGUCACGCUGCCCACGCACCUCGAGACCUCGGAGCACAGGCGUGGGGAGACCAUCUGCUCAGGCUUCUGCUUCUGGCAGGAGGGGGAUCAGUGGACCAAGGUGUCCUACUAUAACCAGGCCACCCCAGGCCUUCUCAAGUACGUGACCACCAACGUGACUGGCCUCUCGUCUGCGUUCUACACCACCUUCAAGGCUUGUGAGCAGUUCCUCCUGGACAACCGGAACGACCUGGCCCCCAGCCUCCAGACCCUCUAGGCAUCUUCAGCGGCCACCUCACGCCCACCUCCCACUCCAUGCUGCCCUGAGGACACACACGCAGGGGACCGAGGGAGGCAGAGGCAUUUAUUCCUUCCUGCCACCCCCGUGGGAAACCUGGACCCAGGGCUCCACCAGCCCAGCUCCCCUGGGUGGUCACUUUCUGCCAACGUCCACCAGCAAGUCUUGGUAGGAACUCUGGGGUAGCCUGUAGUAGACUCGGGUCCUCUCCACGGCCCUGGCUGCCAGCAGCACUGCCCGCACAGAUGCAUAGCUGCCCCAGCUGGGGCUGUGUUCCACUGUGACAGUGGCCCGGGGGGAGGCUGCCAACAGCCUGGCCACGACUCCAGCCGUGCUCUGGCCCAGCGGCCCAGCCUGAAGCUGGAAGGACACGGGUUGCCAGAGGCCCUGGCACAGCUCCAGCAUAUCUGUGAGCAGCUGUUCCCUGUAGCCACUGCUCAGCACUUCCUCGGGCCAGCCUGGUGCCACUGUCACAUGGGGGAAAACCUCGGCCACAGCUGUAAGCAGCUCCCUGCCAGUCACGUAGCCAGGGACCACAAAACUCCCGUGGGAGAUUGUGGCCCCGACCCACACAGGCCUAGGCAGGUGGCCAAGGGUGGAGAGGGUGGCCAGUGUGGCCAGGGAUGGCCGGAGGGCCGUGGGCUCUGCUAUGUGCACGUGGAUGCCCCAGCGUCCGGCGCGCGUGGCCAGCUGCAGCAGGCAGAACUCCAGUGUCAGGACACGGCCAUCUGGGGCAUGUACGAUGGGCACGGGGUCCCCAGCUGCAGGCUCCAGGAGGCCAGCUUCCAGCAGGAUCAUGCCUUCUCUGUCUGGAAGAAGCAAUGGAGGCAGCAGCGGGGCAAUGGGAUCUGUCGAUCAGAUCUGGGUUCCAGGUGGAAGGGCUGCUUUGUGAAUGUGCCCGGGGCUCGUCAGAAUGAUACAAUGAGUUGCUAGCUCGGCUCUGGGCCCUUGCCUGUGGCUCAGCCCUGGGGCCCACGUCCACCUCUCUUGCAGCGUGUUGUGACUGAGGGCUCACAGAUGCUGAAGGCCCGGAGCCCCGCACUUGUGACAGCGCUGUACUCCCUACCUUGCAGCCGUGUUGCUAUGGUAACAGAGAUCUGAGGCAGCUUCCCCAAGUGUAGGAAACUUGUGGUUGAGCUAGGAGCACAGGGGCUGCAGGUGGACCUUACCUGGGAGUCGCACUGUCGCUGUGCUCCUGUUGCCCUGGAUGUCAGGAACCAGCCACUCCACGCUCAGACCCUCAUCCCCAGGGAGUUGGAGAAAGGGGAUCAGGCUGCCUCCCGUGUAGUAGCUUUGCUUCCGUGAGGCGUUCACUGUGGGGCAAAUUGCCAGGAUGAAGAGCCCUUCUGUGCACCGCGCAUCCUCUCUAAGCCUCACAGCAAGCUUCCUGGGAGCUGUAAUUCCCUGUUUUCUAGAUUACAGGUGAUUUGCCCAAGGUCCUACAGCCAGUAGGCAGGGUUGCUGGGAUUGGAACCUGAUGGGGCCAGGUCCGUCUGGCCCCAAAGCUGGUAUUCCUCCCCCUCACCAAGAUGGCUCCCAAGGCAGGAAUGUUGGGUCUGAUGGGUCCCCUUUGAGAUGGCCUAACUGCAGGCUGUCCUAGGUUUGGAGUCAGGAGAGUGAGGUGUUUGGACAAGGUAGUGUCUGCAGGUACACUGGAGGGGCCAUUCUCUGAAAUGCUAGAGUAAACCUUAGAGGAACUGUAUUACAAGGGGAAGCGUAUGGGGUUUGGAAUUUGCUGGUUCCAGUAGGAGCUGUGCCACGUUCAAGCUGAAUGACUUUGUAUAAAUUACCUAACUGUUCUGAAUCUCAGUUUCCCUAUCUGUAAAAUGGAAUCCCUGCUUCACAGAUCUAUAAAGCUUAGCAUACUGUACUGGGGUCUGGCAUACAACUGGCGCUUAAAACGAUUCCUUCCUCCUAUCCCUCCUAGGAUUUUCCCCUUCCAGUGCCCCAUCCCACCUAACUCUGCUGCCGUGUCUACCAAGUGCUGCCCUGUGCAGAAUCCGGCCCCACCGCCCUUUCCCACGCUGCCCAGACCCCUCCCUACUGGCGAGCUGCUUGAACUGGGACAGGAGAGGCUCGAAGAGGUCAUAGUAGACUUGGUGGGUGGCGGUGUUGUCCCGGACGUAGAGGAGAUCGUCCACUGACACGGGGUCUGAGGUGGCCUGCCACAGCGUCAGGCUGUACCUGGGGUCGAGAGCCAGCUCAGUGCCUGCCUGGGCCCAGCAGCCCUCAGCCCCACUCCUGUGCUCAGAGCUGGACCCGAGCUGGGCAGGGGGGGAACACUACCCUGCUUCCUGGGGGCAGAAGAAGCCACAGAGGCCUCGGGAACGAUGACUGAGAGUAGAGGCUGAGGAGGAGGGGAGAUGGACUGCCCUGCCUCCUCAUUUGGAGUGUCUAUUUCUGGGUCCUGUCUUAGGAAGGAGACAAGGAUAGAAGAGACGGGCGCAGGGGGUGGGGCUAGAGGUCAGGUAUGAAGAGGGGAAGGGGGCGGCCUCCAGUGGGGAGAGGCUGAGGAAGGUGGGGCAGCUGGGGACAGAGUGCAGGGGUGGGGAUGGGGCUUCCUCAAUCCCUACAGAGCUAUCUUGGGGCAGAGGCUAUAGGUGCAAUCUGGGCAGCCCCAGGGAACAGCUGGCUUCCAUGGGAGGAAGCUGUGGGAGGCAAAUUGUGUCUCAGUGUAGACACUUUCCAACGGGCAGAGAGUUGUCUGUCAAUGGACGGGCUGCCUCAGAUGAUAGUGAGCUCCCCAUUACCGGAGGCAUACAAGCAGAAAGCAGGGACAUUGUAGAGCAUGUGAGCACCAGCAGAGGUUGGACCAGAUGAUCAAUAAGACCCUUCUAGCCAUGAGCCUCUGGGAUCUUCGGGGGGCAUCAGUGCCUGGGAGCGGGUUUGGAGGGAGUGGGAGCUGUGGCAGGGGCCUGGGAGUCCUCACCUCUCAGAUUGGCCCAGCAGCCAGCUGAAGUGGGGCCAGGCAGCCCGUACCAUGACAGCCCGCACAGGGAAGGUGACCUUCUGUGGCAGUCCUCCCACCAGCCCCUGCAUCUUCUCUACCAUGGCUCGGGUAUAUGUCCCGUUUGGGAACAGGGGCAGGUAGAGGGUGGUCCAGCCUGGAGACAGGGUUGCCUUAGAAUACUUCUCCUGGACCAAGGCCAGGAACCUGCAGAGAAUCAGAGAUGCUGGUCUUUUAGAGCCCCUUCCUCAUCUCCCAGGUUCCCAUCACAGUGCUAAGAAGAGGCAGGAUCUCUCGCAUCUAUGAUAUAAGGGCACAGUCCUAAAGAACAGAAAUGGCUUGCUCAAAGUCCCACAGUAGGGCAUGGACUUUGGUGUUGGGGAGGUCUGGGUUUGGGUCCUGAUUCUGUGACCUUGGGCAGCUCACCCAGCCCCUUUGAUUCUCAAAGAUGGCAUCCUUUCAGGCAGGACAGCCCUUCGUAAACAUACCCACAUGGACGGGGGAAUCUAAAGCCCCAGGUGUGGGAUGUGGGUUCUCCCAGCUGUGAGAGUCUCUGAACUUUCAUAUUUUAUUUAAAAAUUUCAUUCAGAUUUUGCCUUAAUGCAAAUUUUAAUAGGCAAAUAAUGUUACCCUCUCCCUCUCCCCAAAUUAUUGAGUAAUUUUCUUCACUCCAAGAAGGUGAACCAUCAUUUAUCUUGGGCCACUGACUACAUUUUCAAACUGCUGCUUUCCAAAUGCACCUCAGUUUGAGAAUCGUGAUAAAUAUUGGACAGACGGAUUGUUGGCUGACUGGCUGCAAAGAUGGAUGGAUGGAUGGAUGGACGGUAAAGAGCGUGGAGGUUAGAGUCAGAUGGGCCUGGUUUUGAAUCUUUCCUCUGCCAAUUACUAGAUUCAGGCAAGUCAUUUAACUUCAGUGAGAUAUUUCCUGUAUUAAUAAAAUGAAAAUAAUAUUACCUACCUCAUUCUCAAGUAAGAGUUAAGUGGUAUUCUACAACUAGAGUACUUAAAACAGUGCCUGUGACACAUAAUAAACAUUCAACAGAUUGUGCCUCAA
Aethalodelphis obliquidens (Pacific white-sided dolphin) is the source of this 6297-nucleotide messenger RNA. RefSeq names its product acyl-CoA thioesterase 11 (gene ACOT11). Gene Ontology annotation, cellular component: cytosol; cytoplasm. Gene Ontology annotation, biological process: acyl-CoA metabolic process. The transcript has 16 exons. Gene Ontology annotation, molecular function: long-chain fatty acyl-CoA hydrolase activity; lipid binding. The record is from RefSeq and is a predicted model, not a curated record. Lineage: Eukaryota; Metazoa; Chordata; Mammalia; Artiodactyla; Delphinidae. Bases 116 to 2275 code for a protein of 719 amino acids.